Phytophthora sojae is the source of this 432-nucleotide messenger RNA. RefSeq lists its product as hypothetical. The record is from RefSeq and is a predicted model, not a curated record. Lineage: Eukaryota; Oomycota; Peronosporomycetes; Peronosporales; Peronosporaceae. Bases 1 to 432 code for a protein of 143 amino acids. The transcript has a single exon.
AUGGACACCGACCCGAUGGAGGCCGAGAGCCUUCCUGCGCCGCCGGCUACGACGCCACCGGCGCGUGAUCUCAACGCGCACAUUGCGGAAGACGAAGAGGAGAUGCCGCUCUUGUUCAUGGACGAACUUCCAUCCAAUUUCCAGCAGAACGCGCAGCUGGCCGCCAUCGCGACGUUCAUGGCCGACAGCGACGACGACGCAGCAGCAGAAGACGACGAAGAAGACGCUUCGAGGGCGGGGGACGGCGGCAAACAGCGCCGUCAGAGGCAGCAGAAGUCCGCACGUUCGAGACGGCGACAAGAGCCCUAUGCCAAGCCUUUGGCCAAGGGUAAAGAACCCAAAAGCAAGAAAAAUAGGGACACUUCGAAAGCUGCCGACACCAAGGAGCUGCAGCUCUUUCUGUCUAUGUUUCAUGUCAGCAAAGCGGGCUAA